Molecule: messenger RNA, 1050 nt
Organism: Sporothrix brasiliensis 5110
Lineage: Eukaryota; Fungi; Ascomycota; Sordariomycetes; Ophiostomatales; Ophiostomataceae
Exons: 1
Coding region: 1-1050 (349 amino acids)
Source: RefSeq, a predicted model, not a curated record
AUGUCUGGCACCGUUGCUACGGCUGACCUCAACAAGCUGGACGUCGGCGCCGCUAGCACUGCGACCUCGGACGAGAUCGCCGCCCAGCUCCACGACCACAUGGUCGGCAAGACCGUCUUGAUUACCGGCGUGUCGCCGUCGGGCCUGGGUGCCGAGGCCGCCCGCAUCGUCGCGGCGCACGCGCCCAAGCUGCUGAUCCUCGCCUCGCGCUCGCCCGACGCCAUCGCCGAGGUCAUUGCCAGCCUCAAGGCCGACGCCGGCUUCGACGCCGCCAAGACGGCCAUUGAGCCGCUGCCGCUGGACCUCGCCAGCCAGCCGUCGGUCCGCGCCGCGGCCGCCGAUCUGACGGCGAGACACCCGGACCUGGCCCUCGACGUUCUCAUCAACAACGCCGGCAUCAUGAUGCUGCAGACGUACCAGGGCGUGCCCGACGCCGCCGGCAAGCUCGUCGAGAAGCAGUUUGCCACCAACCACAUUGGCCCCUUCCUCCUGACCAACCUGCUGGUCCCCGCCCUGCGCCGCUCGACGGCCGCCGGCGGUGCACGUGUCGUGUCCGUCAUGUCGGGCGGGUACCUCGGCUCGCCCGUCAGGGCGCUCGACGACCCCAGCGUCCUCGACGACACGCCGGCCAACCGCGCUGCCUACGACGCUUUUGCCGCCUAUGCCCAGUCCAAGACGGCCGGCAUGCUCCUGACCGUCGGUCUCGCCCAGAAGCUGGCCGGCAAGGGCGUCGAGGCCUUCUCGGUCAACCCUGGUGCCGUUGGCACCACGGGCCUGGGCCGCUACGUGCCCGAGGCGGUGCAGAAGUCGCUGGGCUGGCUGCUCGAGGACGGCUCGCUCAACCCGGCGGCGCCCUUUAUCUCGGCGGCCCAGAGCGUGGCCAGCUACGUCACGGCGGCGUACGACCCCGCGCUCGCCGGCCAGAGUGGCGCGACCAUCUCGUCGUCGGCCGUGGACACGGGCAUCCUGGACUACGCCAAGGACCCCGAGCUGGCGGCGCGUCUGUGGACGCUGAGCGAGACUCUGGUUGGCGAGACAUUUGACUACUAG